This is a messenger RNA of Emiliania huxleyi CCMP1516, 342 nucleotides long. RefSeq lists its product as hypothetical. The transcript has 4 exons. NCBI's taxonomy places the organism in Eukaryota, Haptophyta, Isochrysidales, Noelaerhabdaceae. The record is from RefSeq and is a predicted model, not a curated record. The coding region runs from base 1 to 342 and encodes 113 amino acids.
AUGCCCGACUUUUCGAAGGCCUGCGUGCGAGCUGCGCUUUGUGCCGACCGCGCUGCCUUUGUCGCGCAGCGCGAGUGGCGGCAGCUGCCCGUCGCUCCGCUGCUGCCCUCGGGCGACCCAACCACGCGAGUCCACGUCCUCGCCGCCUCGACCAGGGGUGUCGCGGCUUCCGACGCCGAGAGCUCCGGCGGCGAGGGGCAGCGGCCGACUGCAAUCGUGCAAGGGGUGGUGGUAGAGCUGAACACGCCCGUCUCUUGGCUGUACGAGGCGUGCUCCCACCCGGACGGCUUUCUAUACGUGCAGUGCCAGCUUCCACGCCGCACCCUCAGGGCUGACGAAUAA